Molecule: messenger RNA, 2571 nt
Organism: Esox lucius (northern pike)
Lineage: Eukaryota; Metazoa; Chordata; Actinopteri; Esociformes; Esocidae
Product: tripartite motif-containing protein 16-like
Exons: 6
Coding region: 415-1614 (399 amino acids)
Molecular function (GO): protein binding; zinc ion binding
Source: RefSeq, a predicted model, not a curated record
ACUGCUGGAAUUGACAUGCUUAUUGAAAAACACCACAGAGAAACAUGAUCAAAUCACAAAAGUAAACUAAAUCACAAAAAGAAAAAUUACAUAGACACUGGUGAUGAGGGAUGUGAUAAGACAGCCAUCACAUUUACACACUAUAUCAGCAGACACUUAUCAAUAGCAGACACUCACACUACCACAUGCAUGCAUUGAUGAACAUUACAUCAAUAUGUUGUUGUUUGUUGAUUAUUUGUGCGUACAUUUUGAACAGAGACCAUCCCUUAUUCCCACUGCUUGCCAGGCCAACUGAUAUACAAGUACAGGCACAGAUCCGGGCCGAACGCCAAGUUUCGAGUUCCGCAGAAGCCCCUCCUAUCAUUCAGCAGUAACCGUUUGCCCGGGAAACCAAUCUCAGUGACUGCACAGUUUAUGUCUGAGAGUGUUUGCUACACCAUGGCUGAAGCAAUUUUUGAAAAUAGUGACCUGAUAACCUGUCCAAUCUGUCUGGAUCUCUUAAUAGAUCCAGUGACUACUGCUUGUGGACACAGUUACUGUAUGGACUGCAUUCAAGAAAGUUGGAAUCAGGAUAUUCUGAAAGGGUUCUUCAGAUGUCCCCAGUGCAUGCAGACCUUCACCACAAGACCCGAUCUGAAGAAAAACACCCUUCUGACUGAGUUGGUGGAGAAACUGAAGCAGAAGGUACUCCAAGCUGCUCCUCCUUUAUACUGUUAUGCAGGACCAUUAGAUGUGGGGUGCAACAUCUGCACUGGGAGAAAACUAAAAGCUAUCAAGUCCUGUCUGGUGUGUCUUGUCUCUUAUUGUGAUGCUCAUCUCAAACUUCACAAUGACCUACACCAAGGAAAAACGCACAAGUUGAUUAAUGCCACCGGAGAGCUCCAGAAGAAGAUUUGCCCUCAUCAUGACAAAUUGCUGGAGGUUUACUGUCGUACUGAUCAGCAGUGUAUCUGUCUGCUGUGUGUGAUGGAUGGACAUAAAGGCCAUGAUACAGUGUCAGCUGAACAGGAAAGGACUGAGAAAGAGAAGCAUGUGGAGGAAAAUAAUCUGAAAUCCCAGCAAAGAAUCCAGGAGAGAGAGAAGGAUAUUCAGGAACUGACACAGUCUGUGGUCAUUCUCCAGCGGUCCGCACAAGCAGUAUUGUUAGACAGUGAGAGGACCUUGACUGAGCUGAUCCGUUCCAUUGAAAAAAAGCGCUCUGAGGUGAAAGAGCUGAUCAAAGCUCAACAGCAGGCUGAAGUGAGUCGAGUUCGAAUUCACUUAAGGCGGCUGGAGAUGGAGGUGGCUCAGCUGAGGAGAAGACAUGAUGAGCUUAAGCAGCUCUCACAAACAGAAGAUCACAUCGAUUUCCUCCAGAACAUCCAGUCUCUCUGCGUUCCCCUUGGGUCUGAGGCAAGACCCAGGAUCCCUGUGACGUUUCAGCACGUGAUGAACAGUGUGUCUGAAGUGAAAAGGCGACUACAAGACAUCUGCAAACAGGAAAUUGACAGGAUAUUUCGCAACGGUUGGCAGGCCUAUUUUAUGCUCAGAUGUACUCUUUUUUGGCUAAAGUCCCAAAUGGUCAGCAUGAGCCCAAGACCAGAGAGGAUUUCUUACAAUACUGCUGCCCAUUGACACUGGAUUCCAACACAUCCCACCGACUCCUGUGUCUGUCUGACGGGAACAGAAAGGCGACCAGGAUCCAGCCCAACCAAGCACAUCAACCUGACCAUCAAGACAGAUUUAGCCACUGGAAACAGGUGUUAUGUAGAGAGGGUCUUUAUGGAGUUUGCUACUGGGAGGUAGAGUGGACGGGGGUGGAAGUUGAUGUAGCCGUCUCAUACCAAGGGAUAAGCAGGAAAGGACAGAAUAACGCCUCUUGGUUUGGUGGUAAUGCUCAUUCCUGGAGGUUGUACUGCUCUGCAGCUAGAUGCUGUUUUUACCAUAACAGACAAGUGAUGGAUGUCCCCACCAUCCGCUCUGACUCCAGAGUAGGAGUUUACCUGGACCACGGGGCUGGUACUCUGUCCUUUUACAGCAUUGACCGGUCAGACACAAUGUCCCUGCUCCACAGAGCCAAGACCAUGUUCACUCAAGCCCUCUACCCUGGUUUUGGGGUUGGUUCGUCUGUGAGGAUAAUGACACCAGAGGAGUGACUAACAGGUUAUGACAUGUGACCAGGUUAUUACACUGUGCUUUCCUAACUUUGUGCUAAUAGAUAAGUACUUGGGAUACUGGGACAAAUUUGAAAGUGGGACGGUUAUUUUUAUGUUUUUGUAAAAUGCAUUCAAAUCUUUUUUAAAACAAUACCUUCUGGCUGAGAAAUAAGAUUGCACCACAAAGAUGUUUGUCCUAACUGAAACUCCACACAUCAUUCUCUCUCCACACCCAGGCAUUAUAGCAAACAGUUUAGCAAAAUGUUUGAUGACAUCCGAAGGAAAAUGUGUUCAGAUGCAAGUAGGGCACUGACUCCUUUUACUGUACAGCUAAAACUAACCAUAACACUGCCGUAUUAUUGCAAUCAUGUCAUGUAUGUGUAACAUCCUACAUUAUUCUACAAUGUAAGCUCAAUAAAGUUGAUUGUUGUUGGGG